This is a messenger RNA of Microtus ochrogaster (prairie vole), 2776 nucleotides long. RefSeq names its product thioredoxin reductase 2 (gene Txnrd2). Gene Ontology annotation, cellular component: cytosol; mitochondrion. Gene Ontology annotation, biological process: glutathione metabolic process; cellular response to oxidative stress; cell redox homeostasis. The coding region runs from base 5 to 1570 and encodes 521 amino acids. The transcript is spliced from 18 exons. The record is from RefSeq and is a predicted model, not a curated record. Gene Ontology annotation, molecular function: thioredoxin-disulfide reductase (NADPH) activity; flavin adenine dinucleotide binding; glutathione-disulfide reductase (NADPH) activity. NCBI's taxonomy places the organism in Eukaryota, Metazoa, Chordata, Mammalia, Rodentia, Cricetidae.
GACCAUGGCGGCGAUGGUAGUGGCCCUCCGCGGGCCGGUCGGGCGCUUCCGGUCGCGGACACGGGCCUGGACACGCGGGACACGGGGCGCGGCGAAUGCUGCGGGAGGGCAGCAGAGCUUCGAUCUCUUGGUGAUUGGUGGGGGAUCUGGUGGCCUGGCUUGUGCCAAGGAAGCUGCUCAGCUGGGAAGGAAGGUGGCAGUGGCUGACUAUGUGGAGCCCUCUCCCCAAGGUACCAAAUGGGGCCUCGGUGGCACCUGUGUCAAUGUGGGUUGCAUACCUAAGAAGCUGAUGCAUCAGGCUGCCCUGCUGGGGGGCAUGGUCAAAGAUGCUCACCAUUAUGGCUGGGAGGUAGCCCAGCCCAUCCAGCACAACUGGAAGAAAAUGGCAGAAGCUGUGCAAAACCAUGUGAAGUCCUUGAACUGGGGUCACCGAGUCCAACUUCAGGACAGGAAAGUCAAGUACUUUAAUGUGAAAGCCAGCUUUGUCGACGAGCACACAGUUUGCGGUGUUGAUAAAGGUGGGAAGACAACGCUGCUUUCAGCUGACCACAUAGUCAUCGCUACAGGAGGGCGACCGAAGUACCCCACACAAAUCAAAGGAGCCCUGGAAUAUGGAAUCACAAGUGAUGAUAUCUUCUGGCUGAAGGAAUCCCCUGGGAAAACGUUGGUGGUCGGAGCCAGUUACGUAGCCCUAGAGUGUGCCGGCUUCCUCACAGGCAUUGGACUGGAUACCACGGUCAUGAUGCGCAGCAUCCCCCUUCGCGGCUUUGACCAGCAAAUGUCAUCUUUGGUCACAGAGCACAUGGAAUCUCAUGGUACCCGAUUCCUGAAAGGCUGCAUCCCCUCUGUCAUCAAAAAACUCCCAACUGGCCAACUGCAGGUCAUCUGGAAGGACCACGCCUCUGGCAAGGAGGACACAGGGACCUUUGAUACUGUCCUGUGGGCCAUAGGGCGAGUUCCAGAAACCAAAAAUCUGAAUCUUGAGAAGGCUGGUGUGAAUAUCAACCCUGAGAAUCAGAAGAUUGUUGUGGAUGCCCAGGAUGCCACGUCCGUCCCCCACAUCUUUGCCAUUGGAGAUGUUGCUGAGGGGCGGCCUGAGCUGACACCCACAGCUAUCAAGGCAGGAAAACUGCUGGCUCAUAGGCUCUUUGGGAAAUCCUCAGCCUUAAUGGAUUACAGCAACGUUCCCACGACUGUCUUUACGCCACUGGAGUAUGGCUGUGUGGGGUUGUCUGAGGAGGAGGCCGUGGCUCUCCAUGGCCAGGAGCAUGUAGAGGUUUACCAUGCAUAUUAUAAGCCCCUGGAGUUCACUGUGACGGAUCGAGAUGCAUCACAGUGCUACAUAAAGAUGGUGUGCUUGAGAGAGCCCCCACAGCUGGUGCUGGGCCUGCACUUUCUUGGCCCCAACGCUGGAGAAGUCACUCAAGGAUUUGCUCUGGGGAUCAAAUGUGGGGCGUCAUAUGCACAAGUGAUGCAGACAGUGGGGAUCCAUCCUACCUGCUCCGAGGAGGUGGUGAAGCUGCACAUCACCAAGCGCUCAGGCCUGGAGCCCACUGUGACUGGAUGCUGAGGUUAAGCCACCAUCCCUGAGGGCACACACUAUGCCAUGUGCCCUGUACAAGGCUCCUCGGACACCUGGGUCCAGGACUGGAAGGCUUUGCCGCCUCCUCAGAGGUCCCAGAAGAUGUGGAUAGAGCACCGUGUCUGAGUAAAUGGCCGUGUGUCCUGCAGGGAUGACGCCACACGUACCCCUCUGGCCAGCCUUCCCACACUCCAGCGCCAGGUGAUGAUGGCCUGCGCAGAAACCCCACGUGGGCUGCUCAGGUUUGAGACCCUGGCAUUUCUGGAGCACCAAUAAAGAGGGUGUUUUUCUAAAGCAUGUCCACUUGUAGUAUCCCCAGAAUUGCCCAAUGUCACAUGGUAGUAGCUUCCAAUCAGGAUCUGCUGCCACCAGAACCAUAAUACACAGAGCCACAGUGUCUUAGAUCUAAAGUUCCCAGCAGCCAUUGGGAGGAACAACCCUGACCUGACCCUUCUGGUCCCUCUCCACCAUCCUCAGCCUCCCUUCAGCUAUUGGCUCAGGUCUUAAGACAUCAUUCUAGAGAUCCCUCCUGGACUUUCUGCUAAGGUCACCCCUAAGGUCUCUGUGUACAUAGCUCCGGCGGUCAUCAAAGGUCAGGAACAGGAGGAAAGGGUUUGUCAGGGUUGUUUGAGGUUUCCUGUCUGAACUGAACAUUGCUCACCUCCUUACUUUCUACUGUGGCCCGAGUCAGCUUGUGGACUGGUUUUGGCUAAUCCUCCACAUUGAAGCUUGAUGGGCCAGGGAGCACCUGUCAAUCACUGCAGGGAGAGACAGCCCUGACAGGGAGGGGCAGAGCCCUGCUUUAUGCGAGGCUUUAGCAGAGGCUAAUCUCCCGUCUUCCUUAAGAAAACAUCACUUAGCCUGGCCCCGGGAGCCUUGGAUGGGACCCUGCUUGUCAGCCAACAAAGGAAUGUGUUUGCACCUUAAUGGGCCUACCCAGAGCCUGACUCAAAGUGGAAGUGUGCAGGGUGCUCUCAGACGCCCAAUUAAGAUGCCAAGUGCUGGGCUGGCCCCGCCCUCCUGACAAGUGCAGGGCCAGAUCAGCCAUGUCCUAUUUAAUGCACCACUGGUGGCACGCCCCAGCCUGCCAGGAUCCUGGGGCGUGGUUGGGGGGGCGGGGUGCUCCUCUAGCUUGAGGUUUUGUCUGCCUUGGAGGCAGAGAGGUCAGUGGGUUGGGAAGCCUCUGGGGCCUGA